AUGUCUAACUUUGACUUAUCAAACAUUUCUCCAAACAACUUUCUCUUCACUUCAAUCAGCCGAGAUGUUGCAGUCCUACCAGCCUCAAUUGCUCCAAGACCAAGCAAUGCUCAGGAGGUUCAAGGAGAACAACAGACUCCAGUGGCAACUAGUGAACAUCUGGUUACACCGCAAAACAGAAUAAACAGCUUGUCCAAGAUUACUUUCAUGGAGGUCAUCAACAAGAUCAUUGCAGAUGGAACUUUGUCAGCAAGAUCUAUGCCAGCCAAUAAUAGAAUGAUAAAAGGGUACAUUUGCCAUCCAAAGUUGAAAGGCACAGAUCCUAAAAAAAUAGCAGAGAAUAACAGCAGACCUGAAUGGGAUUUGACUUCCAGUUUCCAUAGUAGUUAUAACCACGCACUGAUAAUAUCUCUGCUGUCUUACUUGCAAGGACAAGGGAACAUACUCACCAGUGAUGUAUCAAUGUUGAAAAUGACAGAUAUAGUGAAGAAACACUUUAGCAAUCAGCAGAAAGAGUCCAGAAAGUCAGAGGAAGAAGGCAAUAAAAAGAGACAGAAAAGCAGAAGAUAUCAGAGAACAGGUGUUCUUGUUGCUCACCAGAAGGCACGUAGCUGCUAUCAACACUUUGCCUUUCAGAAAGGUGUAGUUUCCAAGGGGGAUUCAGACAACAAAGAUAACUUGACUGUGUUCCGACCAAGCUGGAGAAGUUAUGAACUUCAAAAACUCUUUGAAGCUGUAGAUUUAUUGAGUGGUAACAACUUAGGGGAUAAGUCCAAGUUGGUUACAAAACAAACCCAAGUUGACAUGGAAAUAGAUCUGCCAUCCAUGUCGACAAUCCCUCUGGCUGAGUAG
Messenger RNA from Phycomyces blakesleeanus NRRL 1555(-), 852 nucleotides. RefSeq lists its product as hypothetical. The record is from RefSeq and is a predicted model, not a curated record. Lineage: Eukaryota; Fungi; Mucoromycota; Mucoromycetes; Mucorales; Phycomycetaceae. The transcript has 6 exons. The coding region runs from base 1 to 852 and encodes 283 amino acids.